AUGGCCGCAGUGAUCAAGAAUAAUGCAGAAGAUACAAAGCAGGCACUUUUGUCCCCCAGACCCAAAGGCCGGGAAAAUGCAAAGGAGACUCUGUGUCGCAACGUCACCAUCUACGGGAAAUGCCGAUAUGAAGACAAAGGAUGUACCUUCAACCAUUCCCACUCUACCCGAGGAAGCAGUCGGUCCAAAAAGACGCUCAACGUCGACUCGCCCAGUUUCACGCCUUCUUCCCUAUCUCCUAAUGGCGCAAUCGCCAUCAAGAAAUCAACAACUGGCAUAUCUCCGAAGGCGGCAAGUGCUGCGCCGUUCACGCCAAAGGCUAUCAUCUCCAGAUCGUCGAACGCUACUCCUCUCCGACAGGAUGCUAAAACACCGGAGUGGGCUUUGCCUGACGUCCAAGAGUUUGUUCCCAGACGAGUCCAAGAACCUUCGCUGACAAGUGAAAGCGAGGUUUCUAUACCUCAUACUUAUGAAACGUUUCAGUCAAGCCAUGCACCAAAUCCAUAUCUCGACCAUAGUAUCAAUGGCGCCGCUUUCUACCAAAAUACUCCCACGUUUCAACAGCCAGUCCAAUACCACCAAUAUGCGCCGAUUGGGCAAUAUAACGCGGCUCUCACGCCAUACCAACGUACAGUGCAUGACCUUUUUAUCUCCAACGAUCUUCGAGAGGAAAUUCAAAAGAAAUCCGCAGCAGCUCUUCAAAUAUUACCCAAUUCACAACUACCGAACCACAUUGAGAAUUAUCACUCUCUUGUUCCCCUCGACACAGCCCACAAAAGUUCAACCAUAUUCGGAGGUUAUACUUCCUGGGUAUAUAAAGCCCAAUCAAGCGCCAACGGGCACUUCUUCGCCCUGCGAAGGAUUGAAGGUUUUCGUCUAACAAACGAGCAUGCAAUCCGCGCCGGCCAAGCCUGGAAGAAUAUCAUAAGUGCUAAUGUCGUCCGGAUUGUCGACGUCUUCACAAACCGAAGCUUUGGCGACUCGUCCCUCUUCGUCGCCACGGAAUACCAUCCCCUCUCCAAAACCCUUGUGGAACACCAUCACCUUGGACAUUCAUACAACCCUCGACCCGCUCGCAAAGACCAAGCCACUGAGCCCGCGCUCUGGAGUUACGUUGUACAAAUCGCCUCGGCACUGAAAACCAUUCAUAACUCCGGCCUGGCCGCUCGGGUCCUCGACCCGAGUAAAAUUCUCGUCACGGGAAAGAACCGCAUUCGCCUAAACGGCUGCGCCAUCCUCGACGUGGUGCAAUAUGACGCCAACACCCACACGCCUCUCGGCCAAGUCCAACGACAAGAUCUCGUCAACUUCGCCCUUGUCAUCCUCGCCGUUGGCUCAGGAACACUUGAUGCGGGCCAAAACUUUGCCCGCAACAUGGAUACGUUCAAGCGCUUUUUCAAGCCCGAGCUCCAAAACGCCGUGGUGUGGUUAUAUUCUGCAAUGCAGAACUCGGAGAAAACCAUAGACGGAUUCGUCACGCUGAUCUCCAACCAAAUGAUCACCGCCUUUAAUGCCGCCCUCCACGCAGAUGACGCACUAUAUUCUGAGUUAGCCCGCGAGGUCGAAAAUGCGCGCCUCGUCCGCCUCAUGGCGAAAUUAAAUUUCAUCAACGAACGACCUGAACAUAAUCAUGACCAAGCCUGGAGCGAAAACGGGGAACGCUAUUUCCUCAAGUUAUUCCGUGACUAUGUCUUUCAUCAGGUCGAUGCGCAGAAUCGGCCCGUUGUGGAUCUGGGACAUGUUUUGACGUGCCUGAACAAAUUAGAUGCAGGAACAGAGGAGAAGAUCACGCUGGUGAGUAGGGACGAACAGAGCGUGUUUGUGGUGAGUUACCGCGAGUUGAAAAAGGGGAUGGAGAGCGCAUUUCAGGAUUUGGUUGGAAAGAGAGGAGGGCCUUUGAGGUAG
Messenger RNA from Cladophialophora bantiana CBS 173.52, 1905 nucleotides. RefSeq lists its product as uncharacterized. Lineage: Eukaryota; Fungi; Ascomycota; Eurotiomycetes; Chaetothyriales; Herpotrichiellaceae. Gene Ontology annotation, biological process: mRNA processing; protein phosphorylation; nuclear-transcribed mRNA poly(A) tail shortening. Gene Ontology annotation, cellular component: PAN complex; P-body. The record is from RefSeq and is a predicted model, not a curated record. Bases 1 to 1905 code for a protein of 634 amino acids. Gene Ontology annotation, molecular function: ATP binding; metal ion binding; poly(A) binding. The transcript has 9 exons.